AAUAUUGAAGAGACCUAAAGAUAAAAUUGGCUGGAAGAAGACUGUCCUAAGGGAAGAAUUGUAGUAGAAAACAAAAAAAAAGUGGAUAGACAAAUGAGACUGAAAUGUGAGGAUUCCUGGGCAGAUUGGAAUCCUGACUGAAGCAAAAGAUCUCUGUUGAAGAGGAGUAAAGGUAUAAGAUGGAUAAGACAAGAACUUGGCCCUGAUGUCUGACCAUGGAGAUGUAAGCCUCCCACCCGAAGAUCGGGUGAGGGCUCUCUCCCAGCUGGGUAGUGCAGUGGAGGUGAAUGAAGACAUUCCACCCCGCCGGUACUUCCGCUCUGGAGUUGAGAUUAUCCGAAUGGCAUCCAUUUACUCUGAGGAAGGCAACAUUGAACAUGCCUUCAUCCUCUAUAACAAGUAUAUCACGCUCUUUAUUGAGAAACUACCAAAGCAUCGGGAUUACAAAUCUGCUGCCAUUCCUGAAAAGAAAGACACAGUAAAGAAAUUAAAGGAGAUUGCAUUUCCCAAAGCAGAGGAGCUGAAGGCAGAACUGUUAAAACGAUAUACCAAAGAAUAUAGAGAAUAUAAUGAAGAAAAGAAGAAGGAAGCAGAGAAAUUUGCCCGGAACAUGGCCAUCAAGCAAGAGCUACAAAAGGAAAAACAGAGGGUAGCACAACAGAAGCAGCAACAGUUGGAACAGGAACAGUUCCAUGCCUUUGAGGAGAUGAUCCGGAACCAGGAGCUAGAAAAAGAGCGACUGAAAACUGUACAGGAGUUUAGGAAGGUGGACCCUGGCCUAAGUGGCCCACUGGUGCCUGACUUGGAAAAGCCCUCCUUAGAUGUGUUCCCCAACUCACCUAUCUCAUCCACACAGCCUUCAGACUGUAACACAACUAUAAGGCCAGCUAAGCCACCUAUGGUGGAUAGGUCCUUGAAACCUGGAUCACUGAGCAAUUCAGAAAGUAUUCCUACAAUUGAUGGAUUGCGUCAUGUAGUGGUGCCCGGGAAGCUAUGCCCACAGUUUCUCCAGUUAGCCAGUGCCAACACUGCCCGGGGAGUAGAGACAUGUGGAAUUCUCUGUGGAAAACUGAUGAAGAAUGAAUUUACCAUUACCCAUGUUCUCAUCCCCAAGCAAAGUGCUGGGUCUGAUUAUUGCAACACAGAGAAUGAAGAAGAACUUUUCCUCAUACAGGAUCAGCAGGGUCUCAUCACGCUGGGCUGGAUUCAUACUCAUCCCACACAGACUGCCUUUCUCUCCAGUGUUGACCUACACACACACUGCUCCUACCAGAUGAUGUUGCCAGAGUCAAUAGCCAUUGUUUGCUCCCCCAAGUUCCAGGAAACUGGAUUCUUUAAACUAACUGACUAUGGACUAGAGGAGAUUUCUUCCUGUCGCCAGAAAGGAUUUCAUCCACACAGCAAGGAUCCACCUUUGUUCUGUAGCUGCAGCCAUGUGACUGUUGUGGACAGAGCAGUGACCAUCACAGACCUUCGAUGAGAGUUUGACUCAAACACCUUCCAAGAACUAUAAAACCAUAUCAAUGUACUGUAGCCCCUUAAUUUAAGCUUUCCAAAAAGCUUUGGAAGCUUUUUUAGACAAAAUAGAAAUGGGGCAUCACCUGGGGAAGAGCUGAUUUUCCUUUUCUGGUUUGAAAAGAAAUAACAAUAUAUAUUUUUAGGCAAGUCUGGAAAAGAGCAUGAUCACACUAAAGCAACUGUAACUCAAAAAUUAAGUUGAAAGUGGUGUAAUGAACUCCCAUAUGCCCUACAUUCUUGAUUCACCAGUUGUUAACACUUUUUUCCUCUCAGCUUUCCUUAAAAUUUCUUUACCAACUUGUUUAUAUUUACCUCUGGACUAAAUAAGGGCAUCUAUGCAGAAAUUUGGAAGCCAUUUAGAAAAUCUUUUGGGUUUGUCUAUGGUUUGUGGAAAUAUUAAUGGAGCUUAUUAUAAGGGUAAGAGACAGUUCACUACAUCUGACUAGAUGGUGUGGCUUACAAACCCAGAAGAGUGACUUUGUCAGGAAUUAUUGGUAUUUAACAAAUAUUUCAAGAUAUUUUUCCUUUACAGUAAAAUAACAAUUAACUUAUGUUUUUGUGCUCUAGAGUGAUCAGUUUGAUCAACCAUUAUAUAAACAGAUUAAAUAAACAGUCUGGUUGUUUUGGGAAAGGAGAGGGGAAAAUGGAAUUUGAGAUGUACUGACAUUGAAGGUGUGUCCCAGUUCACUUUUAAUUAUUCAAUGUUUUUUCUCUGCCUGCUGCCGUCUUCCAGGGGUGUGAAGUCAUCCCUGUUCUUUUAGUGCUGUCUCAAGUGGGUCAUCUCAUUUACUUCCCCCUUGUGCCCUACAAGCUUUUGGUUGAGGAUAAUAGAGCUUUUGUUGGGAAUACCAGGGCACACUCCAAAUAAAUGAUUACAUUCCCUAGCCACACUACCCUAA
Carlito syrichta (Philippine tarsier) is the source of this 2417-nucleotide messenger RNA. RefSeq names its product STAM binding protein (gene STAMBP). Gene Ontology annotation, biological process: protein K63-linked deubiquitination. The record is from RefSeq and is a predicted model, not a curated record. NCBI's taxonomy places the organism in Eukaryota, Metazoa, Chordata, Mammalia, Primates, Tarsiidae. Gene Ontology annotation, cellular component: cleavage furrow; endosome. Gene Ontology annotation, molecular function: K63-linked deubiquitinase activity; metal-dependent deubiquitinase activity; protein binding. The transcript has 10 exons. Bases 206 to 1480 code for a protein of 424 amino acids.